Thermothielavioides terrestris NRRL 8126 is the source of this 4227-nucleotide messenger RNA. RefSeq lists its product as uncharacterized. Gene Ontology annotation, molecular function: nucleotidyltransferase activity. Bases 219 to 4046 code for a protein of 1275 amino acids. The record is from RefSeq and is a predicted model, not a curated record. The transcript has 4 exons. Gene Ontology annotation, biological process: RNA 3'-end processing. Lineage: Eukaryota; Fungi; Ascomycota; Sordariomycetes; Sordariales; Chaetomiaceae.
GAAUUGCGGCAGCGGUUGUCAAACACAAGGCCCUGGGGAGUGUAGCGCGCAACGCGCGCGAUCGCACCACAGCUUCCCUGAUAUCUGGCGGCCGGGUCUCUCCCGCGGCGACGCCUCGCUACUGGUAGGCAACGCUCUUUGCUGAUUCCAGCCGCUUCAGCACCGCAGGCCAGAAAAGUGCACCCGACGCCUGCACUGGUCCUGCCGCGCCCCUCUUCAUGGACAGCCAGCCCGCAACGGCGGAAUCCAAACAUCACUACCAGUCCUACCCUUGGCCAGGCGCACCUUCUGCCGGCACAACCUCGAGGGUAAAACCCGCUCCGGUGCCCGAAUCCUCGCCCGGAUACUUUCCUGCUCAGCUGGACCUCCUCCCGAUCCUGUUUCCCCAGCAGCUUUACCAAGACAAGCUCCUCCAGUACAACAAGCUCGUCUCCGCCGGCCGGGGCGGUGGAGGUGGCUUGCAGACCCCGCCACAUCCUCCCGUGCUGUCCUCCCCGCAAUCAAAAUCUUCCACGCGGUCGAGGUCUUCUUCCAAGGUGUCGAAUAAGGACAACAGCGCCCAAGCAAAGUCUGCUCCGCAAAGCUGUCAUGGGAAUAAGCCAGCGAAGAACUCAGAGCCCGCCGAACGUGCGCUUAUGAAAUCGGGCAAGGAACCGUCGUCCAAGAUGUCGGCCAAGAAGCCGUCCGAGCAAGCCGUCGACGGCGACGCGGCUGUGCGGCAACCGCCGGCGUCGCGCCAGGGCGCACCAGCUACAGCGACCCAAUCCAGUUCCGUUCCGUCGACCCCCCAUCAGCAUCCUCGAAAAUUCUCCUUCGAGUCCCGGGAACAAUCGCCUGGCGCCGCGCAGAACCAUUCCCCGCGUUCCGCUUACUCCGAAACGAACGGCAAUGUGCCAUCUCUCCGCCCCUUGCCCCCGAGAUUGGGAGGCUGCCGGUUUGAGACCGCGAUCCCGUUCUCGCGACGCAGGAUGCCCUACAGCCUCGGAACAGACAAGCUGGAAAAGGUGGACCCGGACAAGAUCAAGAGCAAGCUGUCAGAAGACGUGGAGAGGAAGCUCGAAACCGAUAUGCGGGAACUGUAUGACAGGUUAUUGCCGACCGAAGCAAUAGAGGUCAACCGGCGGGAGCUAGUCAGCAAGCUGGAGAGGCUCUUCAACACCGAAUGGCCGGGGCAUGACAUCCGUGUGCACCUGUUCGGCUCGUCCGGCAACCUAUUAUGCUCCGACGACUCCGACGUGGAUAUUUGCAUAACCACCCCAUGGCGGGAGCUGGAGAGCGUGUGCAUGAUUGCCGAGCUGCUUGACCGACACGGUAUGGAAAAGGUUGUCUGCGUCUCGUCUGCCAAGGUGCCCAUCGUCAAGAUUUGGGAUCCUGAGCUCAAAUUGGCCUGCGACAUGAACGUCAACAACACGCUAGCCCUCGAGAAUACUCGGAUGGUGCGGACGUAUGUUAGUAUCGAUGACCGCGUGCGGCCGCUGGCGAUGAUCAUCAAAUACUGGACGCGGAGGAGAGUCGUCAACGAUGCAGCGUUCGGCGGAACCCUCAGUUCUUACACGUGGAUCUGCAUGAUCAUUGCGUUUCUGCAGCUACGAGAUCCUCCAGUGCUGCCUGCGCUCCACCAGCAACAUGAUCUGAAGCUGGUCAAGCAGGACGGUGCUCUCAGCGACUUCGCUGACGAUAUCCCGAAGCUGCGCGGCUUUGGCGCAAAGAACAAAGACAGUCUGGCCGUGCUGCUCUUCCAGUUCUUCCGCUUCUAUGCGCACGAGUUCGACUACGACAAGUAUACCUUGUCAAUACGAAUGGGGACGCUGUUGACCAAAGCGGAGAAGAAUUGGCAGUAUCUGGUGAACAAUGCUCUCUGCGUCGAGGAGCCGUUCAAUGACGGGCGCAAUCUGGGCAACACGGCUGACGAGACGUCUUUUCGGGGUCUCCACAUGGAGUUGCGAAGGGCUUUCGACCUGAUCGCCGAGGGCAAGCUGGAGGAGUGCUGCGAGCAGUACGUGUUUCCCAAGGAGGAGGAGAGGGUAUGGCAGAAGCCCCCACCGGCGCCGAGACCGAUCCUCCUGAGGAGUUCUUCCCAGCAGCAUGGCAACAGCGGCAACCGCCUCCGUGGAGGCGGCUUCCGCGGCAAUCGGCAGUUUCACCGGAAUGGAGGUGCGGGUCGGCGAUCCUCGUCCAGUGUCACAUAUGACCCGAAUUCGGUCUACUCGCAGGCAGGGAUGCCGCCCACCAUGAGUCCUCAGGACCUCUUGUGGUACCAGGCCCAGAGUCCGCAGCUCAGCGUGCCUCAAGAGAUCUUGACCACGUCGCUCAACGCGUUAGCCGCGCAGGAGUCGAUGCGAUUCCAGCUCUACACGCAGCUCAACCAGCAGCAGGUGCUGGCCCAUGCCCAGCGAGUACAGCAGGGCGCGUCGACGACUGACAGGUCCCGGACGAACUCGCUCGACAACCCGCCAUUGACAGCACCCGUCCGGCCGGAGCUGAUGUACGGUAUCGGCUUUCCCAUACAACACGCGCCGUAUUUCCAUCCAGGAUUCACGACGUACCCCUCAUCUCCGGCCACGGCGGCUCCACCUUCCAACGGCCAGCCCGAGUUUCGGCGGAGCCUUCAUCGGACCGCCGCGGCGAGCGACUCGGGCGUCUCGCCUGGCAGCGGUGCCCUUAGGUCGCAAUCCCAGCCAGCUUCGAGAACUACGCUUCCUCCGCACUCGAUGGCCGUGUACUCGACAUCCAGUCAGUCGCACACCGGGAUAGGAGCAUCACAGUCGCGCCAGGUGCACGAUGUGGCCGUCCCGAGCUUCAUGCCCGAUGAGAGAGGUGAUCUGGGCUUCGACGACGUGCCGACAAAACCGAUCUCGGAUUCGCCGCCCGAGAACGAUGGCCCGCGUUUCAUAGGAUACUACGUCAAUGGCCACUCGGGUUCCAGUCGGCCUGCAAACGGGUUUCCAAGCGUCGGUGUGGCGUCUGCCGAAUCAAGUCAGAGCGGCCAGGGCGGCGGUCGCCGGCGGUUGUCGACUGAUCAGUUGCCUCAGUCCGUCCUUGACCGCAGGAUGAAGCGCACCUCACGUUCUCCGUCACCCAUGGGCCAUGCUAGGGCCUUGUCUGUGGGCGUGAAUUCGGCCCCUCUCCUCUCGGCGCCGUUCGCUCAGUCGAAUGGAAAGCUUCCCUCAAAGCCGCUCGUGGUAAAUGGUACGGCGCCAAAGACAGCGUCGACCCCGGGUUCGGGCCGUCCAACUGUCGUUACGGAGUCCUUAGUAUCGGACGACAGCCUCCACGACAAUGCUUUGCACAUUCACCAGGGGGUGAGUCCCAGCAGUUCGUGGCCGGAACAGCAGCCUACCCCUCCAUCCAGCGCCGCGGAGUCCGUGGCCACGCGCGUGCCGGAACGGCCAGUCAUCGUCAAUGGCUCCUCGACAAACCGGUCUCCUUCUGCGACGGUGCCCAAUCUGCUGGACACCUCGUUCCAACAACGGGUUGCGAUGGGAGCCGGCCUCCAUCUCCCUUACUCGGCCGUCGUGGGCGACCCCAACGGCCUUGCAGGGUUCUCGCGCGCCCACACGCGCCAGCAGCUAGCGCCGUUGGAUCUAGCCACAGGUGAUUACGCGGCUCACCAGGACCUGCCGCAUCUCUCCCCGGUGUACGAGCACCGCACCCCGUCGCCGACGGUGCCGCGCAAGUUUGAGCCCUCACCCAUCAGCCAACUGUCAGGGGCGGGAGCGAAGGACUUCCGGUCCGACUUCUCCCCGAAGGCGACCCAGAAGGCGCCGUCCAGCAGGUCCCCGAACGGCGGCGCCCCGACCCGGCAGCAGGACAGCGCCACGUCGCGAUCCCCGGCUCAGGACCAGAGGAUCAACGGGCUUGCACGGGAGAACGGACAUGUCCGCGCCGCGAAGAGCCAGACCGAGAGCUUCAGCGGCUGGCAGAAAACCAAGACGCGCAAGAAGGGCGGCGCCGCCGCCGCCGAGCUGAAGCAGUCUUCCGCCGCCAACGGCUUCCCGCAGAGCGAGCCGCCACCCAAAAAUGAGGCUGACCGCAAGGGCGGCUGAACGCGACCGCGUCUCUCCCGUCCUCCCCCAAAUUAGCGAGUCUUUGUGGGUGGUGUGCGGUCGCCGUGCUCAGCUGAUAGCGGCUGCGUUGAUCGAUCCAUGGUAGCGGCGAGCCCCUAUAAAACCCGUCCAGUCCGCCUCCGCAUGAGAUGCAAACAAACAGAGACAAGGGGUCAAGGCU